Molecule: messenger RNA, 1652 nt
Organism: Patella vulgata (common limpet)
Lineage: Eukaryota; Metazoa; Mollusca; Gastropoda; Patellidae
Product: acetyl-CoA acetyltransferase, cytosolic
Exons: 9
Coding region: 109-1302 (397 amino acids)
Biological process (GO): fatty acid beta-oxidation
Molecular function (GO): acetyl-CoA C-acetyltransferase activity
Source: RefSeq, a predicted model, not a curated record
GAAAUCCGAGUGCAACGAAGUUUGGCUUGCUACAAGCAAGUAUAAAUCGGCUGACCCGAGGGAAGUGUGAACGUUUUAUCGAGAAGCUCUAGCAAGAAUAUACCAAAAAUGUCUUCAACUUCAAGUGAAGUUGUGAUUGUGUCAGCAGCAAGGACGCCUAUUGGAUCAUUUAAUGGUGUUUUGUCGUCCAUACCAGCACAUGAGCUGGGUGUAGUAUGUAUAAAAGAAGUGUUGAAGAGAGGCAGUGUGAAACCUGAAGAAGUAUCAGAAGUUAUAUUAGGCCAUGUUCUUACAGCAGGACAAGGUCAAAAUCCAGCCAGACAAGCAAGCAUUAAUUCUGCAAUUCCUGCUGCUGUACCAGCAUGUAGUGUUAAUAUGUUAUGUGGAUCUGGUUUAAGGGCUGUUGUAUUAGCUUCACAAGCUAUUAAAACUGGUGAUGCAGCUGUUGUUGUUGCUGGUGGCAUGGAAAGUAUGAGCAAGGCUCCACAUUGUUUAAAUUUACGACCUGGACAUAAAAUGGGUGACGCUAGUCUUGUUGAUACAAUGAUAAAGGAUGGUUUGACAGAUGCUUUCAAUAAUUAUCACAUGGGUAUCACAGCUGAAAAUGUAGCUAAACAGUGGAAUAUAUCUAGAGAACAGCAGGAUGAAUUCUCAUUAAAAUCCCAAUUGAAAUGUGAAACAGCACAGAAGGCUGGAAAUUUUGAUGAAGAAAUUGUUCCUGUAACUAUUAAAUCAAGAUCAGGAAGCGAAGAAGUUAAAAAAGAUGAAUUUCCCAGGUCGGGAAGUGCCAUAGAAAAUUUCACCAAAUUAAAACCAUGCUUUAUUCGAGAUGGCUCAGGCACGGUUACACCAGGCAAUGCAUCAGGUAUUAAUGAUGGGGCUGCAGCACUACUAAUGAUGAGUAAAACAGAAGCAGCAGCUAGAAAACUAACACCAUUAGCUAAAAUAGUAUCAUGGGCCCAGGCAGGAGUGGAUCCAGCUGUCAUGGGAACUGGUCCUAUACCAGCCACCCAAAAAGCUUUAGAGAAGGCUGGUUGGUCUGUAGGUGAUGUUGAUUUAUUUGAAUUAAAUGAAGCGUUUGCUGCUCAAUCAAUAGCUGUAGUUCACGAUUUAGGAUGCGAUAUAUCCAAGGUAAAUGUAAAUGGUGGGGCUAUUGCUCUUGGUCAUCCUAUUGGUGCAUCCGGUGCUAGAAUACUCGUCACAUUAAUACAUGCUUUAAAAAGAACCGGUGGAAAAAAGGGUGUGGCAGCUUUGUGUGUGGGCGGGGGUAUGGGUAUUGCUGUUUGUAUUGAAAUGUUAUGAAAGGUGUUGAUAUAGUUACAAAACUUGGGAACAUUUUCCAUGAAACUUGUUAAUGUUUAAUGGAAUCAUAACAUUAUAAAAGGAAUAAUUUAUUUGAAGGUAAUGUAUUUGUUAAAUGUAUGGGUUUAAUAUAUUGAGAUCAAGUACAGGAGAAUAUUGUUUUCAUCUUUGCAUUUCAUUGGGAACAAAAGGGGAAUUUUUUAUUUUGGGGGAACCAUUUAAGUUGUAUUUAUAUAUAUUAUAUAAUUUGUAUCCAGAUAUUUCAUUUAAGAUGUUAUCUUUAUUUCCUUAUGUUUAUGUAUUGUUACAUUUGUAAUAAAACAAUGGUACCAGAUUUUAUAUUAUGUUAU